AAGCAAGCGGAGAAGAAAAAGAAAGAGAGAACAAAAAGAAAGAAAAAGGAAAAAUGACUACUUCUCUCUGUAAUCAAUCUCCUCCCACAACAAACCUCCUCGUCCUCAUCAUCCCUUUAGAAUUGCUACUUCUUACAUUCAUUUUCCUCUACCCAAAUGACUUGAAAAUCCAGUCCUACUUAUCGGCCUGCCGCGCUGCCGCACCGGCCUCAGCCGUCUCCGACUUCAUAGGCAUAGGCCCGGUCGCAGUGAAGCCGGACUUCCGUCUCCUCAUCGGAGUCCUCACACAUCCCGACAGCUACGAGCGCCGGCAGCUCGUCCGCCUUGUGUACUCCCUGAAGCCGCCUGGCCUCGCCGCCCACAUCGACGUCCGCUUCGUCUUCUGCAACCUGACGUCGGAUGAGCAGGAGGUGCUCGUCGCCCUAGAAAUCAUGCUCCACGACGACAUCAUCAUCCUGGACUGCAGGGAGAACAUGAACUUCGGCAAGACGUACCACUACUUCUCCAGCCUCCCAAAACUACUCGACAGGAGCAGCGGUGGCGGCCGGCCUUACGAUUACGUGAUGAAGAUGGACGACGACACCUACUUUCGGCUUGACAGCCUGGCGGAGUCACUGAGGGGCAAGCCGAGGGAGGACAUGUACUACGGGCUGGAGAUACCGUGCAAGGGCGAGAAGUUCCCGCCGUUUCCGGCGCCGUUCAUGACGGGGAUGGGGUACGUGCUGUCGUGGGACCUGGUGGAGUGGGUGGCGGCGUCGGAGAUCGCGCGCAACCACACGAUCGGGCCGGAGGACAUGCUGGUGGGGAUGUGGCUGAGCAUGGGGGGCAGAGGGAAGAACUGGUACGGCAUGGGGAGGGCCAUGUACAACUACAAAGGAUGGAAUGAAUCAACCAACUGUUUCCGGCACGAGUUGGCUCCGGACACCGUCGCCGUGCACAUGCUCAAGAACAAUUCCAGGGUACAUUUAUCUCGGAUCACAAGUGGUAAAGCGCUAUCUACCGAGCUACGCCCUCUUCUCGCGCCGCCGCGCCGCUCACGUGAGGACCUAAAAAACAUGAGGGUAAGAAUUAUAAACAUAGUUCCCAGUAAGUAUGACCACCCGAGGGAAGAGCUCGACCCACCAGAUCCAAAGGAGGCAAUAUAAGCAGAUUAAUCCAAUAGAUAAGCAGAUAAUUAUACUAUGUGCCAUAUGCGAGUAAUAAAAACAUCCAUACUUAUGUCUCAACGAAAUGCAAUAAUGAAAUCUAUGCCAGUAGGUAUUUCUUUUCUACUUUUUAUUUGACAAUCGAUUGCAUAUUCAACCAGCUCAUAAGGUUUCUCUUACCUUAGCCAAGCUAUAUCACCUGACUCGAUCUUGAGUCAAUCAUCCACAGCUUAUCGCCUUACUUGAAUUAGCUACCUGGCGGCAAAAUCAUAGCACACACCGAACAACGGCUUAAGUCGCAUGGCGGUGUAAUCCUUUACUUGACUUAGCCAUCUGGCGGCAAAAUCGACGCACAUGCCGAACAAUGGCUCAAGUCACUGGGCGGCAAAAUCAUCGCACACACCCCGGGUAUCCAACCUUCGACGGCGAAAUCGUCACACACGCCUAAGCUGACACCGAAAUCCAUCUGGCGGCGAAAUCGUCGCACACAUCGAG
Ananas comosus (pineapple) is the source of this 1640-nucleotide messenger RNA. RefSeq lists its product as uncharacterized. The record is from RefSeq and is a predicted model, not a curated record. The transcript is spliced from 2 exons. The coding region runs from base 54 to 1145 and encodes 363 amino acids. Lineage: Eukaryota; Viridiplantae; Streptophyta; Magnoliopsida; Poales; Bromeliaceae. Gene Ontology annotation, cellular component: Golgi membrane. Gene Ontology annotation, molecular function: hexosyltransferase activity.